GCUCCGAUGCUUAGUUAUUAACUCUUAGUUCGCGAAAUGAAGGUUUAUCGCGUCUUUCUUUACUGUGUUGUGGUCAUUAUAUGUAUCUCUAAAGUCGAUGGUGCUGAACAAAAUAUUCCUAAUUCAUCGUUCAUCGGUGCUGAGUAUCAGCUGAUAGCAGCCAGGCUGGAUGAUCUUCAGAAAACGCUGACCGAGAUAAAAUUAGCAAUGAAGGAAGAACGAGCCACUACUGAGAGAAAGCUACCUGAUGAGUUGAAUCUACUACAGCAUGCUAUAUUCGACAAGCUGACCACCCUACAGAAUCAGUCCAAUAAAAUGGUCAUUGAGCAAAUAGCCAGCACUACUCAGGAACAGAGCAGGAAGGAAAUUCAAAACCUGGCAUCGAAGGAAGAUCUUGCCCUGUUCAAGAUAGAUCCAGCCUUAUAUUUUCGCAGUAUUUCGACUCGAUCGUGCAAGGAAGAGCCAUCGAAUCGCACAGGAGAGUUUUUGAUACAACCUACUCAAAACGAUGAACCUUUCCUGGGAUAUUGUGAACAGACUACGUUCGGAGGAGGUUGGUUAGUGUUCCAGUAUCGUUACGAUGGAUCCGUCGACUUUUACCGUAACUGGACCGAGUAUCGACACGGGUUUGGCAGCAUGGAUGGAGAGUUUUGGCUCGGGCUGGAGCAGUUACACCGUUUGACGGCGGCUCGGAAGCACGAGCUUUUGGUGGAGCUGAAACAUUUUAAUGGCAGCUAUAUGUACGCACGGUAUGAUGAAUUUGAGAUUGGCAAUGAGAAGGAUCAAUAUCCGCUGGCGAGGCUAGGAUCGUACACCGGAACAGCCGGCGACUCAAUUAGCAUCCACAAGGGCAUGAAGUUUUCGACCAAGGAUCGGGACAAUGAUAAAAGUGAUGAAAGUUGUGCUAAGGUAUGGAAAGGAGCAUGGUGGUACCAUACAUGCGGGUUUGCUAAUCUUAAUGGAGGUUUUAAAAAUGGUAAUGAUCAAACAUCCAUGCAUUGGUAUAAAACCAAUUUUAUGGGAAUGGCAUACUCAAGAAUGUCGAUUCGCGAGAAGUAACGGUUAGUUACAAGCAUCCAUUCCGAGACUAGAACGUUUUAGGCCGCGGGGCAAUGGGUAUUCUCAACGCUCAUUUUAUCAAGCACUCAUGAGUGCUUUUGAGAAACCCUCGUUCUCAGCGUUUGUCGAAUCGGAACAAAAUCGGUUUUGAGAAUCUUUGAGAAUCUUUGAGAAAGAUGAGGAUGCAGCGAUUGGCUUAUUGAAAUAGGAGCAAUUGUGCUAUUCGUUUUUCGGUAAUCACUUUGGACAAUGUAUUCAAUGUUUAUAAUUAAAAAAGUUAAAAAAAAAAUGCGAUUAAUACAUAUUUUCUAUUUAAAGCUUCAAACAAAGCUUGAGUGGCUAUAUCAGUUUCUCAGAGUGAGAAAAAUAGACGACGGCCACGGGCUCGCGCCUGAGAACAAGUUUUGAGUGCUUUAGAAACUUAAAUGAGUGCUUGAGAAUGUUUUCUCAGCUUGAGAAAGCCCCGUGGCCCCGCGGCCUUAGACGCUUUUUUUCCAAUGCACCGAUCAUCGAUAAGUUAAGUUUUUAUCGCUACAAGUUACGUUAAGUUAAAGGAAUAAUUGGAAUACAUACGAAGUCGUAACAGGAAGUUGGCAAAAGGAAAAUGUAUUAUGUUAAAGGUGACGAUGAAAGGUUUGUUAACAAGUCGACGGCACAAAAUUACCAAACCAAUAUUUGAUCGAGACACAAUUGAAAACAUCUUAUGCAAAACCGCUCCUCCUGAAAAACGUUAUUGUAUCGUAUCGGACUACUGUCUGCACACACUCUUGUUUUACCGAGAAUA
Anopheles merus is the source of this 1843-nucleotide messenger RNA. Its product is annotated as microfibril-associated glycoprotein 4-like. The record is from RefSeq and is a predicted model, not a curated record. The transcript has a single exon. NCBI's taxonomy places the organism in Eukaryota, Metazoa, Arthropoda, Insecta, Diptera, Culicidae. Bases 37 to 1059 code for a protein of 340 amino acids.